AUGCUACAAUCCCUUCAAGAUUUGGAUCUGUCCUCAAAUGGAAUAACAGUAUUGUUUACUUCGAUUUUCACAGAGCUUGUCAAUUUGGAACGCUUAGAUUUAAGCAACAACAAUAUAGAACACUUUGACGUCAAUAUAAACACAUUAUCACAUUUGUUGAAAAUUAAUCUUGAAAUUAACUCAAUUAAUACAUUAAAUAUAGGAGUUCGACGCAAACUGGAAGCCAACGAAAACGAUCGUUCUAAGUUUUCAAUAAACUUACAAAACAACUCGCUGGCAUAUGACUGCAACAAUCAAGAAUUUCUACACUGGUUGAUUCAACACAAAGCGAACAUGGUUGGAUACAGCAUAUAUAGAUUUGUUACAUCUGACGAUGUGACAAUAACUUUCGACAAAAUGAUGACUGAUCUGGACCACCUAGCAUCGAGGUGUAGGUCAUAUGUAGCGGUCAUUGUAAUUGGUUUGUUGGCGUUGGCAAUAUUCUUGUCAGUGAUUAUCGGUGGAGUGAUAUACAAGUAUCGCUGGAGAAUACGAUACCUCAUGUACAUGUCAAAGAAGAGAUUUUUUGGACAUCAUAUGCUUCCUGAUUACACAGCCAUACAAAACUACAAAUACGAUGCAUUCAUAUCGUAUGCAGAAGACAAUAUACGUUUUAUACUUGAUGACGUCAUUCCCCGACUAGAGACGGAUAUUAUUUCAUUGUGUAUUCACCAAAGGGACUUUCUUCCUGGAAACGCAAUCUCAGACAACAUAAUUCACGCCAUCCAGAGCAGCAGAAAGACGGUUGUCAUAUUGUCAAAUGCCUUUCUGAAGAGCAAGUGGUGCAUUUAUGAAUUCAACAUGGCGCGAAUGGAAAGCAUAUAUUCUAGAGGGGAGGACAUUUCGCUUGUUAUUGUGAUGCUGGAAACUGUUCCAAAUAGCGCUAUGCCGGUGGAAAUGUUAAGAUGGAUUCAAGACAAUAAUUAUAUUGAAUACACGACUGAUCACGAGGGGAACGCUCUUUUCUGGGACAAACUGAGACGUGUUAUAACAUCGUAA
Messenger RNA from Dreissena polymorpha, 1038 nucleotides. Its product is annotated as toll-like receptor 4. Gene Ontology annotation, cellular component: membrane. Gene Ontology annotation, biological process: immune response; toll-like receptor signaling pathway. The transcript has a single exon. NCBI's taxonomy places the organism in Eukaryota, Metazoa, Mollusca, Bivalvia, Myida, Dreissenidae. Gene Ontology annotation, molecular function: protein binding; transmembrane signaling receptor activity. The record is from RefSeq and is a predicted model, not a curated record. Bases 1 to 1038 code for a protein of 345 amino acids.